This is a messenger RNA of Theileria equi strain WA, 1059 nucleotides long. Its product is annotated as protein kinase domain containing protein. Gene Ontology annotation, biological process: peptidyl-serine phosphorylation; signal transduction. The transcript has 3 exons. Gene Ontology annotation, molecular function: cAMP-dependent protein kinase activity; ATP binding. The record is from RefSeq and is a predicted model, not a curated record. Gene Ontology annotation, cellular component: cAMP-dependent protein kinase complex. The coding region runs from base 1 to 1059 and encodes 352 amino acids. Lineage: Eukaryota; Apicomplexa; Aconoidasida; Piroplasmida; Theileriidae.
AUGUUUAAGGCCUUAAAACAGAUGUUUUCUCCAAAGAAAAAGAGGCCGGCAUCUGCUCCAAAGCUAGUAUUUAAGAACAGACCAAAGCUAUCUAUAGAAUCUUUUAAAUUUAUAAAAACACUCGGAACUGGUGGUUUUGGCCGCGUAUUUUUGGCUGUUCCAAAUGAAGGCUUACACAUACCGAGCCCAUGCGCAAUCAAGAGACUAAAGAAACACCCCUUGAUAGUCCAGAAGCAGAUAGAUCACGUGCUUUCUGAGAAGCGUUUACUCGGUUCAGUUAAUCAUCCGUUUAUCGUGAAUAUGAUUGGCACAUUUAAAGAUGACUAUUACCUCUUUAUUGUGAUGCAAUACGUUCGUGGCGGUGACUUUUUUUCGUUCUUGAGAAAGACUGACCGUCUUAAAAGCGAAGACGCAAUGUUUUAUGCAGCACAGGUUACGCUUAUGUUCGAAUAUCUCCAUUCUAAUCGUAUAAUUUAUCGUGAUUUAAAGCCAGAAAAUUUGCUAUUGGAUAGCAGUGGAUACCUUCUCUUGACAGAUUUCGGAUUUGCCAAAGUUGUAGAGUUCAGGACAUAUACGCUUUGUGGUACUCCUGAAUAUAUUGCACCAGAAAUUUUACUCAACAAGGGCCACGGAAAGGCUGUAGAUUGGUGGACAAUGGGUAUUUUGAUUUAUGAAAUGCUCGUUGGAUACCCUCCGUUCUAUGACGAGGACCCUAUUUCUAUAUACAAGAAGAUUUUAGAAUGUAGAUUAUCUUUUCCCGUUUUUUAUAAUAGCAACGCCAAAGAACUCACUCAAAAUCUGUUGGCGUUCGAUCCUUCAAAGAGGUUCGGUAAUUUGCACAAGGGGGUAGAUGAUGUAAAGGGCAGUGCCUGGUUCCAUGGAGUGGACUUUGACAAGCUCUUGCACAGAGGCAUAAAACCUCCACACGUUCCGGUAAGUUGUCUACAUCACAUAAUACGUUUGCAGAAAUAUGACGACGAUAGCUCUGCCAACUACCCAGAAUCAGUCGAAAAGCCAAAGGCAGUUGUUGGAAACGCGGAUCCCUUUGUUAAUUGGUGA